This is a messenger RNA of Phaeodactylum tricornutum CCAP 1055/1, 1107 nucleotides long. RefSeq lists its product with no specific name. Gene Ontology annotation, cellular component: cytoplasm; nucleus. NCBI's taxonomy places the organism in Eukaryota, Bacillariophyta, Bacillariophyceae, Surirellales, Neidiaceae. Bases 1 to 1050 code for a protein of 349 amino acids. Gene Ontology annotation, molecular function: tRNA-specific adenosine-34 deaminase activity. The record is from RefSeq and is a predicted model, not a curated record. The transcript has a single exon.
AUGUCGGAAACGUCGAGCCAUCCAUUUAUUGAAGUGCGAGGGCAUCCGUGUCCAGCAAAUGGCUCGAGCCGUUUGUUUGUCGAGGUUUACACAGCCGAUGUAGAGGCAAAAGAGUGUGGUACCCUCGUCAAGCGGCUCUCCCGUGAGCUUCACUUAUUGCAGCCAUCGAUUGAUCUUUCUCACCUGAAACGGGUCCACCGCGUAGUCGACAUUGUUUCAUUGAAAGCUAUCCAAGACAGCAAACGCCGAAAGACGACACAGGCAAUUCAGUUAAAAAUCCUAUUGGGCGCUGUUAGCGUAAUUCACCAAAAGUUUUCGGUAUCGCCGCAUGGGGAUAGUAUAGCAGAAAAGUUGGAGCAAACAUACAAUGUGGCAAAUGUGUGCACUCUAGAAGUUGGCGGAAGAGUACCAGAAUCGGAAGAUGAGUGGAAAUUAUUCAACGAGCACUGGCCAACCUCAUUCUUUCCCCACAAAACAACUGCUCAUCUCGAGAAGGAGCUUGAGCUUUCGGAGAGGUCUCUCCAACAGAUGUGUCUAGGAAUGAGACAUGCUUUGACCGACGUGACGGCCCACGGCACCAUUAAAAUACCCGGUGCCAUAGUUGUUUUUCCAGAUACAGGGGAAGUCCUGGCUACGUCGACCGCAGAACGUAAGUAUCAGGAGUCUGCUGAGCGGAACCCCAAUCCUCUUGCUACACCUAUUCUAUACGCUAUACAAAACGUCAGCCGUAAAGAACGACAAUCUGCAAUUUCAAAAGGAAUGGACUGCCCUAUGUUCCAACGAGGUCAAUAUCUGUGCACUGGCUUGGAUGUGUACACGACCCUCGAACCAACCGUGUUUGAAGCCAUGGCACUCGUGCAUGCUCGUGUGAGAUACGUCGUUUUCGGAUGCUCGUCCGGUACAACGCAACUUGGAGGAUUGUCCGAAGUCAAGGUGCACGAUCUGCCCGGUACUAACCAUAGAUAUCGAGCCUUUUACUGCUCACCAGAAACUGACCUUGGUCGACAGUGUCGAAUGCUAGCCCCAACAGAAACAAGCCCAAUGAAAUAAAGAAGUAGAAACAGUAAAUUGCUAACCUGUAGUCUUCAUGUUAAUGUCGAUGCCGUG